Messenger RNA from Zea mays, 1709 nucleotides. RefSeq lists its product as uncharacterized. NCBI's taxonomy places the organism in Eukaryota, Viridiplantae, Streptophyta, Magnoliopsida, Poales, Poaceae. The coding region runs from base 1117 to 1587 and encodes 156 amino acids. The transcript is spliced from 5 exons. The record is from RefSeq and is a predicted model, not a curated record.
AUUGUUCUGCCACUGCCGCGGCCGUACCCCGCCCCGCAUGCUGCCCGGAAUCAGCGCCUCCGCCGCCGCAGCCCUUCCAGAAAUCUCCAUCCCGAAUCCUCCGCGCCCCCGCCUGCCCCCGCGCAUCCCGCAGCCCCCGCCCCCGCGCAUCCCGCAGCCUUGGCGUCGUGGCCGCCGCCUCUGCUCCCUCCUCCAUCCCGCGCAACAACGACGACCGUCGGGGCCUCGCCUGGCAGAUCAAGCGGGGAAUCCACCCGCCAGGCGUCUCCCUGACAGUGGUAGACGGUGGCGGCGAUGGGGGCCGAGAGCGAGGAUGCCCCUUCCCCAUCCUCUACCCUCCCUUGCGAUUCCAGCAUUGGUGCCCGCAUCCCCGCCGUCCGAAGCAUGGCGCUCUUCGUCUCCUCCCUCGCCGCCGCCCUCUCCCACCUCUCCCUCCCAUCGACCUCCAACCCCAAGCCUCACCCAGCCUCGCUCCUGCGCCUGCGCUCCACCUACCGCCGCGCUGUUAGCCUCGCGGUGGCCGGAGCAAGAACGGCAAUAGGAUGAAGCUGCUGCUGUCCAACCCCUACGGCUUCAGCAGCCCCCGACAUCGUGUGUCGGGAUCUGGGACUCCAGCGGCAAGGCGACCACUAUGCCGCACGGGCGCGGUGCAGGAGCUCCUCCAGCGGCGCCGCAACUGCCUCUGAGCCCUCAUGGUCCAGCUCGAGUGCUCGACGCACCCGCUCCGCACCCGCCCUUGUCCCCCAGGUGUCGGCGUGCGGGAUUCGGUAACGGUGUUGGAGCUCAUCCAGUGGCGCCGCAACCGCCUCCGAUCCCUCAAGGUUUGGCUCAAGGCUGAUGGCCAGGUCGACCGUCUCCUCCAUGCGCAGGGGAAGAGGAAGGAGCUGGAGCAGACGGUGAAUAGCUUCUCUGAUUUCUCCCUCUCCGGUCCUGUUGCAAAGAGCCACAAACUGGUUAGGAUGUCUUGGAUCAUCAGACAGAUCAGCAUGACUUGCAAGCAGCUAGCUACUGUUUACAGAUGUCCUCUACUUGCCAAAAAAUAACAAAGGGGUUCUCGUUCUUGAAAGCUGCAUAGAUAGCACCUCAACUUGGCCACUAAAACAACUAAGUUUUUUUAUGGACAUGUCUGAUGUUUUUCUCAAUAAUUGUGCAAAUUUUCCUUUCAUAAUUUUCGUCGUCGGGGGGCAGGAACCGGGCGGUGUACGUGCUGGCGCAGUGCACGCUGGACAUGCCGCCGGACCACUGCCGGGCCUCCUCGAUGGAGCCAUGGCAGAGAGCGGCGACGGAAGGUCAGCGGCGACAAGAUGGACGUGGCGGUCUUCGGGGCGCGGUGCACCCUGCGGUAUGAGAUGGACCUGCAGUUCUUCAAUGUCACUGGCAACAGCAAGAUGCUGUCCCUAUAUUUUUACAGAUAUUUUUAAUAAUGACCUCAGUGGACCCUAUGCAUUUCUUGAGCCACCUUUUGUUCAAAGAUCCCUUCUAUAUAAGAUACAGGCAAGGAGAAAAAAUAGGAUUCAGAUAACUGUAUCACUUUCUGCAAGUACAAAUACACAAACACAGAAUAUCUUUCCCUUUAUGUACUUUUAGCUAGACCUUCCAGUAAUAUUUCGCUUGAGGGGGUAGGUGCAACUCUCCUCAGUUUGUGAAAACGAGUAAUGAAUUUUUAAGUUUGCCUACUAUAGGAUCUUAUUUCUGAUGCACGAUUCAUU